Molecule: messenger RNA, 4254 nt
Organism: Seriola aureovittata
Lineage: Eukaryota; Metazoa; Chordata; Actinopteri; Carangiformes; Carangidae
Gene: il1rapl2
Product: interleukin 1 receptor accessory protein-like 2
Exons: 17
Coding region: 190-2160 (656 amino acids)
Biological process (GO): signal transduction
Molecular function (GO): interleukin-1 receptor activity
Source: RefSeq, a predicted model, not a curated record
AGAGAGGAGUAUUUAAAGAAAGAGGGAACACAAGGAAGAUACAGAGGUACAGAUUAAGAAAGCAAGACAGGAAGAGUGGAUGGAUGUAUAGACUGGUCAGUGGAUCUGAAGGAGUACCAUGUUUUGGCAGGCGAACCCGUCCGGGUCAAAUGUGCCUUGUUCUACAGCUACAUCAGAACAAACUACACCAUGGCCACCAACGCCAAGCUGCGCCUCAUCUGGUACAAGAACAAAGGAGAUGCAGAGGAGCCCAUCAUUUUCUCAGGCCACAGGCUGAGUAAAGAAGACGACUCCAUCUGGUUCCGAUCUGCUGAAAUGGAAGACAAUGGAUUCUACACCUGUGUUUUAAGGAACUCAACAUACUGCAUGAAAGUCUCCAUGUCGAUGACGGUGGAGGAGAGUGACGAGGGGAAAUGCUUCAGCAGCAAAAUCCGCCAUCUGGAGAAAGCUGAGAUCACCCACAGCAAAAUGAUCACCUGUCCUGAUAUAGAAGACUAUAUGGCUCCGUACAUACAGCCACAGAUGACCUGGUAUAAGGAGUGUGAGCGGGUUGAGUGGAGAAGUUCCAUCACUGUGAACACCACACACAUCUGGAUACCUGAGGUGGAGGAGGGUGACGGGGGAAAUUACACCUGUGAGUUACAGUAUGGAUCGAGACUUGUGCGGCGGACAACACAACUCAAAGUGACAGCUCUCCAAACCACUCAGCCUCCCAAGGUCCUUUUCCCCCCAGAGAGGCAAGACACAGUGAUAGAAAUCACACCUGGUAUGCCUCUUAGUCUGGACUGCAAGGCAUUUUUUGGCUACAGUGGAGAAAACAGACGGCCCAUCAUCUACUGGAUGAAAGGGGAGAAGUUUGUGGAAGAACUAGCGGGACACAUUAAAGAAAGUGAAGUCAGGAUCUUGAGGGAGCAUUUAGGGGAGAAGGAAGUGCAGUUGUCCUUAAUGUUUGAUGCUGUGGAGGAGGCAGACCUGGCCAACUACACCUGUUAUGUGGAGAACCAUAUAGGAAGGCGCAGCGGGAGUGCUAUUCUGCAGAAGAAAGACAUGUAUCGCCUGGAGUUGGCUGGUGGUCUCGGGGUCAUAUUGCUGCUUCUGGGAGUCCUAACGGCACUUUACAAGUGCUACAACUUGGAGAUCAUGCUCUGCUACAGGAGGCACUUUGGGAGUGAUGAAACUGAAGAUGAUAAUAAGGAGUACGAUGCCUACCUGUCCUAUACUAAAGUGGACCUGGACUCUCUGGGCAGGACGAGCAGCGAUGAGGAGACGUUUGCGUUGGAGAUCCUGCCAGAUGUUCUGGAGAAACAUUACGGAUACAAGCUGUUUAUACCAGACAGAGAUCUAAUACCCAGCAGUACCUAUAUCGAGGACUUGGCUCGCAGCGUGGAGCAGAGCAGACGUCUCAUCAUCGUUUUGACCCCAGAGUUUGUCGCCAAAAGAGGGUGGAGUAUCUUCCAGAUAGAGACACGCCUCCAUUCUAUGUUGGUCACCGGGGAGAUCAAGGUGAUCAUGAUAGAGUGUGCCGACCUGAAGAAUGUCAUCAACUAUCAAGAGGUUGAAGCACUGAAACAUACGAUCAAGGUUUUAUCCAUCAUCAAGUGGAGGGGUCCUAAAAGCAAUGAGCUGUCCUCUAAGUUUUGGAAACAGGUGGUCUACGAAAUGCCUGCUAAACGCAGAGAGACAUUGUCCAGACGCCAGGUAAUGGACUCCGGUGAACAGGGCCUCUUUGGUGACCUACAGACCACCGUCUCCACCAUUGCCAUGACAACCACCUCUGCCUCUCUGGCACCCCCUAAUGAGAGUCGCCAUGGGCAUCAUCAGAUUGCCUUGGCAACAGAGAUCCCGGACUACAACCAGAUGACCUUGCCACUGGGAGGGGGACACACGGCUACAGCUGCUCAAAUGAGGCAUUUCUGCCGCAGCUACGAGUUCCAGCUUCCCCCACAACCUUCCUCCCUGUCGCCUCCUCUCCCACCUCCCUCCACAGUGCAGUUCUCCACUCUGGGCCCAGGGGGGCGCCAUGUCUAUUGUAACAUCCCCAUGACACUGCUGAAUGGACAGGUUCCUCAGAGCAGUACGCUUGGGAAGAAGCCAGAACUCCACCUGAACAGCACCUUCGUACCGCUUACCAGCAGAGAACUAAGCUCUGACAUCUGGUAGAUGUGCUCAACUGGUACUAGAUACAGACCGGUUUACAGACUGCUUUUUCACUGGCCUUGGAUGUGAGGUAGACUGGUUGGUCAACUGGUUUUCAUUGGGUUUUUGGACUGUGUACAGACUUGGUGUCAGGAGAGACUUGUUGUGGACUCGUUUUGAGCCAUUUCAUCCCAUGCUGUGAGCAACAGACUUCUUAAAGACUGCCUAAGUCUAAGAUUCACAUUUGUAAUGGCUGCAGAUUUCUUACAAACAGAUGGAUUCAGAUUGUAAAACUGAUUGACUCACUGCAUUUGGACUUUCCAACUAGUUACAGACUGAUAAACUGAUAUGUAAGAUGUGUAGCCAUGACCAUUUUAAGGAAUGCUAUUAUACAACGUGACUGGUCAAAUGAAUUUGACUGGAGAGAGUUUAUAGACAGAUGUGGACGUAUGGAUAUAAAGAACUGAAAAGGUCCAGGAUACUUAAGCGACAAUUAAGUAUCCACAGACAAUAGAACUGUUUGUCGAACAAGCUACCACAUUGGACCUUGGAGCACAAUAAACGCAAGUAUUUCGUAAUCACGGACAACUCGCACACCAGCUGUGAAAACCAGUUGAUUUGUCACCUGCUUAACUACUCGGAAAUAUCGGUCUACUGAAAAGCAAAAAGUAGCGUGAAUGCCAGUCAAUCUCCUACCUAGAUGAGUUCUCCGAAUAUCCAUCUACCUGUUGACUAGGUGGUUUGUCAGUAAACAAGGCAGAUUUCAAGCAAUGAUUUUGGAAUACCAGUCCACCUUAAAACAACAAGUCAACCUCUUGAAAUGCAACUCCUGGCUGGCUAGCUAGCUAGCUACCUAGCUACCUGGUUUGGCUUGCAGAAGCUGAAAUGGUUGACUUUCUGAGAUGGUUGACUGGAAGAAAUUCCAGCAAGAUAAUAAGAAGUGACGCAUAAAGCAAUGGCUAAAACUCAUUUUACUGAGAAAACACAGUUAGCUGGAGUCAGUGGAAGCUAGCUAGUUGUGUAAACUAGUUGACUAAAAGGCUAGUUACUUCUUGAGCUAGGAGGAAGAAAACCAGCCAGCUCAUCACCUUGUAACCCAGUUAACAGCAACCAGUCAACUCGUCAAGAGGCGAAGUGGCAAAGAGGUGAACUACCAACUUUUACCACCGAGCUAAAAGCAUAAAGGACUUGGCUUUUUCUAUUUGCAUGACCACCCAUUUAGAUAAAAAAAUAAUCAAAUAAACAUAGAUAAAAGAGUAAAUGACACAGUCAUUUGUCGCAGCCUCUUUUCAUACGGAGGAGAAUAAACGUCUUAUGUUGAUACGGUAUAUUUGUUUUCUGUCCAGCCAUGAAGUAUUGAUAAAAACUGAUAAAGGGAAAAAAGGAGGUGUCCCUCCAAAAACAUGUUUAUUAUUUAUUUUGUGUUGUUUCAUUAAAAAGUUUAUCCUUUUAGAAGUUUGGUGAGAAUUUUUACCAGGCUUUGUUUUUUAAUAUUUGUUUGUUAUAAUAAUCUCUGUACAGCUUCCAUAACUUAUGCAUAGACCUAUACAUGACAGUGAUUUGUUCCCUACAUUUUCUGUUAAACACCCACAUUAAGUGUGUGACCCAAAGUGUGACCCAGAGCCGCUUUUUGCUUUCAUUCUUUUCAUCUUUUUGUCGAUGGAUGGAUGGAUGGAUGGAUGGAUGGAUGGAUAGAUGGAUGGCAGUACAACACUGCUAACAGACUGAUGUUUUAAACCCAUCACUCUGGAAUUGAGACCACUACCAGUCAGCCAAAGGGGGCUUCACUGCAGAAAAAGCCGGACUCCAAGCUGAAACAGACCAACUUCUUCUUUGUGAGCUUUAAAAAAAAACAAGAUUAUUACCAUAAUAUUUAAGCAAAGUGAAUAAUGUUUUGAAUUUACACAACGGUACUGUCAUUGUCUUAUUAGAACCAAUGAAUUCUGGAUAUUUGAGAUUGUUUGAUACAAUAAUUAAUUAUUUGAGUUGUUAUAUUCGAUGGCAAUAUACAGUAUAGUGGUUGUCUUUUGAUUUCUGCUCAUUUCUUUGACUAUUCUUUGGAUAUAUUGGUUGAAAUAAUUUAACUGAGAGCAAAUAAAAAGUAUAUGAGUUGUUUUA